Messenger RNA from Schistocerca cancellata (South American locust), 1528 nucleotides. RefSeq names its product HIG1 domain family member 1A, mitochondrial-like. The record is from RefSeq and is a predicted model, not a curated record. Gene Ontology annotation, biological process: mitochondrial respirasome assembly. Gene Ontology annotation, cellular component: mitochondrion. Bases 291 to 608 code for a protein of 105 amino acids. The transcript is spliced from 4 exons. NCBI's taxonomy places the organism in Eukaryota, Metazoa, Arthropoda, Insecta, Orthoptera, Acrididae.
UGUGUGCGAGACACUAGUCACUCAGUUGAUCUGCGUGGAAGCCAGUGAGUGCAGAAUCGAGGAAACAUCGCGACAAGAGUGAUACUUUCAGUUAUUGGUCAUCUGAGCGAGAUUUUGUAAUUUCACGUGACAGCUGGGCUGACGAAACGAUUCACCGACCUACGUCACUGCUCGAGUCGGUAGUAGUCUUUGGUGUCCUUCAGUAAUCUUUGUGCGGGGGUCAGUGUGGCACACGACUGUCGGCAGCGCUAAAUUUCUGCAAGGGAAGUGGUCUGUAAGCGGAACUUGGAAUGCCUAACAAGGUUGCGGAAUCAGAAGAAAUGGCAUCGUCUCCGCCAAUCCUGUAUCGUGACGAAUCGCAAACGGAUAAACUGUCAAGAAAAAUUAAGGAAGCGCCGUUCGUACCUAUUGGUCUAGCUGGUCUUGUUGCGGCAUGUGCUAUUGGUGCUUACAAGUACCGCCAUCGUGGACAGAUGUCGACAUCAGUGUUCCUGAUGCAGCUUCGAGUUGCUGCGCAAAGUAUGGUUGUUGGUUGCAUGACUCUUGGUCUUGGAUAUCAGAUGUACAAAGACUACCUCAGUCCUGACCGAAAGAAACCAUCAGAAUGAAACUUUGUUUCAUAUGUAUGACAGCUGCAUUGUUUUAGUAUUUGCAGCUCUGACAACAUUUUCAGCUCACCUCAAUGAGGUGGUUCUGGUAAUUUAGUGAUUAUUGGGAGAAAAUGUUGUUCAUGAAUGUUGCGAAUAUUUUUCUUUCCUAGAUGCUGCAAAUAUUUUGCGUAUUUAUUUCUGCUGUAUGAAUUGUAUCUGAUAUUAAGUAUAGUUCCUGCUUUAUGUGAACUGUUGCAAUAAUUUGUGAGAAGAGGAGAUACUCGAGUUGUGAAAUGAAAUGACAUGACAAGACCUGAUCUUUUGUGUGUGUGUGUGUGUGUGUGUGUGUGUGUGUGUGUGUGUGUGUGUGUGUGUGUUGAGAGAGAGAGAGAGAGAGAGAGAGAGAGAGAGAGAGAGAGAGAGAGAGACUCUGUAUGCACUUGCUUUUCUCUAAUAGUAUACAAAACUAGUUAGAUGCAAAGUAUAUCAGCACAAAGACAGGCUGUCAGUUGCACUAUCGCAAUUGUUUGAAAUUGUAAUUCAUGCCAUUUUCAAUUAAUUAAAAUCUGUGCCAUGUGUACAGGCCAAGUGAUCAGAAAUAGUGCAGAGUUUUACAUUACCCUCUAUCCUUUAAGCAGAUCAUUGCUUCAGUGCACUAGAGAAACAUGUGAUCUAAAAGCCAUAAAUGUUCAGAUUCACAAAGUGUCAGAUGUUUGCAAAAUAUAAAUUGCCAGAUAUUAGCUUUGAUGUAAGUUUUAACUUUUUUGUCCUGGUUAGCUGUUCACAUGAUAAAUGUUCAGUAUUACAUAAUAAUUACAGUCUUUGUUAAAACUGUGUGAUGUUGUGUAUGGUAACUGUAAUGGUGCUGCCAGUUUUUAAAUCAUGUUAUAGGUGUUUGAGAAGUAAGUAAUUUUUAAGCUGCAUGUUCCAGAAACUUG